Messenger RNA from Exophiala oligosperma, 927 nucleotides. RefSeq lists its product as uncharacterized. The coding region runs from base 1 to 927 and encodes 308 amino acids. The record is from RefSeq and is a predicted model, not a curated record. Lineage: Eukaryota; Fungi; Ascomycota; Eurotiomycetes; Chaetothyriales; Herpotrichiellaceae. The transcript is spliced from 5 exons.
AUGAAUCUAGGUGCGCAAGCCAUCAUUCCUAUGAGACCUAGGCCCAAGCCAACCAAUUACCCACGCAAACGCGGCAUCCCCGUUGUCGUCACAAAGCAGAGUAAAUGUCCACUACCGUACUUUGCUCAUCAACAGCUCGAUCUCGCGUACUUUCCCCGAGAUAUCGGUCUUCCAGUGGGUCGUCCCAAGGCUGAAAAUGGCGACAAUGCCGCCUGGGAAGAUGACGAUAGCGACAAUGGUGCUGAUCUCGAAUCAGAUGCAGGAGAGGCAACUCGUCGCAAGACUGACUUUAUCGGCAGCGAUAUCAAAGCUGCUGAUGUCAAGAGCAUGAAGAUGCGAGGUGGCCGUCCCGCGAUUGCCAAAAAAGUGACGGCGGAUCUCGACUCGGACGAUGAACUGAUUGUUCGUAUGAAGGAGGCACGUUUCUUGGAGAGAGAUAUUGCGCAGGCCCUUGUCGACCAAGGCCGCAUCGCAUACAACCCAAAAACCAUUGGUACUCGCUGGAGACGCAUCAAAGCCAAACUGCAAAAGAGACAGGACGAUCUGUUGGAUGCAGACUUGACUGACUGGCAUGAUGGAGAUGACGAUGUUCUACUUCAAGCUGUAAUCAAGGCGGAUGCAGAGGUCGACAGACUCAAGGCUGAGAUCGAUAACCGAAAAUGGCGCAUGGUAGCUGACUGCAUGAAGAACAUGAAGCCUGUCAUCAACUUCUCCCAGAAUGCCUGUCAUUCUAGGUACGACGCGCUCAUGGCCGGAAAUGCCAAACCUACUCCCGAGUCUAUACCCAACCCAGGCCCUGAAGUUCUGGAGCGGAUUCAGUCUCGUAUCAACAAAGAAGCUAGACUUGCCAAAGAUCAACAACCCGAUGUGCAACAGGCGAAUAUCGCAGGCAACGCCUGGAGUUCUCGUCAGCGUCACUAUUUUUAG